Messenger RNA from Monomorium pharaonis (pharaoh ant), 2594 nucleotides. RefSeq lists its product as uncharacterized. The coding region runs from base 539 to 1513 and encodes 324 amino acids. The record is from RefSeq and is a predicted model, not a curated record. The transcript has 7 exons. Lineage: Eukaryota; Metazoa; Arthropoda; Insecta; Hymenoptera; Formicidae.
CAUGCGCAUAACGUUCCGUGACACCAGUUCGCGUUAAAACUGUUUCCACGUUAGCGUUACAUUGACCACGUGUGUGUCUGUUGCAAUUAUUUUACUAAGUAACUGUGUUGAAGUUACUGUGAUUAAAUUAAUAUUUUGCUUGGUCUAACAAGUGGUAAUAAACAAUAGUAUUGAAAGUGAGAAAAAUGAGCAUUAAAAAGUAUCAAAUUGUUGAGUUUGUGGACGAACAAAAAAAUGAAACAUUUUUUUUUUAAUGUGUCCCGUCCAAGUGGGUGACCUAUGAUCAGGCACAAAGAUCUUGUGUAUGCAAAUUUAUGCCUCCUCCAUAUAACGCUACAUCAAGAAUAAAAUUAAAUAAACUUAUGAGUAAUAAUGCAGAGGCACCAGAAUCUUGGUUAUCAUAUCCGGUUUAUUUGAGAGGCGAAGGAGCUACGUUAAAAGAGACAAAAAAAAAUUACGUGCAAUUCUUACUAAGGAACAGGCAUAUUCUUACUCUACCGACAAUGAUGACUAUGCGAAAGAAAAGGCAGUAAAAUGUAUGAAACUUUUUGAAGAAAAGGCGAAGAAAAAGAAUGGAAACACGGCUGAGAAAAUUUUAUAUGAUGAUGAAAUCAAAGAGACAUGUAAUGAAACCUAUAUUUCAAAUGAAUCCUCCUGUACUUCUGUAACUUCAAGUGACCAAAGUGGACAUAUAAGUAAAUCAUCAAUUCAAACUAAACCAAAAAAAGAUGUAAGAAGGAAGGUGGACGGUCAGGGAGAUACAAAAGCUAUUUCAAAACCUUAUACUUCAGCAAAAAAACUUGUUAAAAACAUUAAGUCGAACAGUAUUCCAGAAACAUCUAACACUGAUGAAUCAAGUGACGCGAUUACAUCCUCUGAAAAUGAGAGGCACGCAGAAAAUGAACAAAAUGUCACACACAUACAACAUACAGACACAGACAUGACAUUUUCGAAAGAAAUUCUUUUACUUCAUAAAGCAAUAAAAUCAUUGACCGUCGAAGUAUCAAUGCAAACUGAGGAAAUAAGGAAAUUGAAGUUUUGCAUUGACAAUACAUUGAAAGUAAAAAUAGAUGCAAUAACUAUAGAGAAGUUUGUUGAAAAACAUAACGUAAUGCUUAAAUUAUUAAACAUUGAACAACUGGAAAAUUUUAAUGAAAAAUUAUCUGCAGGUGGAGAAUUUCUUUCUGAUUUUAAAUCAAGUCUCGGUUAUCUGGUUCAAGAAAAUAUGUACAAAUCUAUACUUGUUAUUUUGAAGAGAUUAAUGGACAGAGGUUUGGCUGUACAAUGUACUGCGGUUUGCCAACGCAAGAAUAAAUAUGUUUUUAAAGAUACAGAAUUAUAUAAAAUUCUAUUUGCUUCUAUUUGCAACAGUUGUGCAACCGAAGGCAAACUGGUAACGGAGAAAGAAUUUAAUAAAGCUUUAGGAAGUAUCUUUAAUAACGCCAAAGAUUGGGAUGGCCAAAGAAAUGUGCGUCGACUUGCAACGUCCCAAGUAUCUAAUACAGAUAAUUAAUAUUCGUGUUAAUUUUAUUUUAAUAAUUUUAUUUAAAAAAUUUAAAUUAAUAAUGCAAUAUUCGUUUUAAUGUUAGCAAUAUAUUUUAUUUUAGUUUCUGAUAUUUCCUUAUAUUAUUCAAUUUAUUAUUUUAGAUACUUAAGGAGACAUAGGACUUUUUCAGUGUAAAAAAAUAUGCCUUUCUCAUGAUUGAUUUUUGGAAAGGAUCUAAAAGUACAAGGAUCGGGUUUUUUUGGAAAUUAAAGUAUAUAUUUUUGACUAUUAAUCACAAUUUGGUACUUUAAAUUGCACUGAAAAAUGUUCCUAUAGUCCCUCCGCCUUAGACACGCCGCAUUUUGCCAUACUAGAAAUAUCUGCGACCUGACCUUGAUCUGAAUCGAUCUCUUGAUCUGAAUCGAUCUCUUGAUCUGAAUCGAUCUCUUGAUCUGAAUCGAAAAGUAUAAAAAGUGUUCUAUAGUAUAUUUAAAAUUCUUCUCUAUUGGAUGGAAUUUUAAAAUUUUUAUUUUUAACAAAAUAGCGGAGCUUUGAAAAAACAAAAGUUAGAAAAUUAGAAGUUUUAAGGUUUAAAAGUCCGCCAAUUGUUAAGAAUCAAAAAUUUGAAAAUUUUAUCUGAUAGGGACUAGAAUUUUGAAUAUAUUUUAAGACCCCUUUUAUACUUUUCGUUUCAGACAAACUAGGUCGGAUAUAUUUCUAGUAUUGCAAAAUAAGGCAUAUCUAGGGUGGAGGAGCUGCACAUACAGUAUUUUUAAGGAUAAUUUAAAAUACAAAAUUGUGAUUGAUAGUCAAAAAUGUUUGUUCACUACAAAAAACAAUUCUUACAGCUUGUAUAACAUUAAAAAAAAAUCAUGGAAAAGGCACAUUUUUAUAUUAUUUUAUUUUUGACUUUUUUUGAUACCAAAAAGGUCCUGCUGACCUCUUAAAAUACGUUUUAUAUGUUUAAAGAUCAAAUUAUGUUGGCUAAUUUACGUUAAUAUAUGUAUUGUUUAUUUUAUGUUUUUCUAAUAUAGUCAACAUACAAUUUGUAGUACAAAUUUUAGUACAAGUUUAUAUAAUACAAAUAUAUAUAUAUAGAGCAUUAAAA